Molecule: messenger RNA, 692 nt
Organism: Mytilus californianus (California mussel)
Lineage: Eukaryota; Metazoa; Mollusca; Bivalvia; Mytilida; Mytilidae
Exons: 5
Coding region: 98-607 (169 amino acids)
Source: RefSeq, a predicted model, not a curated record
UUGUGCUUAUUACUAUAAAAAAGAUGGAAAAUGUGAAGAAUGUCAAAUUGGAACUGUACGAUUAAGUGGUGAGAAUGAAUAUUAUUGUAAACCAUGUAUGAGUGGAUUUUAUGGGCAUAGAUGCACAAAGAGCUGUGAAUGUUUAAAAAAUGAAAGAUGUGAGUCGUCACAAGGAUGUGUUCCAAAUGGUGGUGAUGAGUAUAAACAUACCACAAGAAGAAAUAUCCUGUCUACUACAGAUGAUAUGAAUUCGAAAGAUUCAACAAUUGGAGGAACCACAUUCUUAUAUAAAGAAAUUUUAAUGAUUACAAUACCGUGUGUUGUAAUAGCUUUAGUCAUUGCUAUUGUCACAAAACGUGCACAUCAUCACUGUAAAAUAUUUGAAGUGAGCAGCAUAGCUGAAAACAGCCAAACUCUGCACGUUGAAGCCAAUGAAACAGGAAUUGAUAAUGACAUUGAAGUAUCUGAAAAUAUAACGGAUUUUUCAGCAAAAGAUUCUUGGUCUUCGUUUGACAGUAUAAUAUCAGAAUCUGACGGCUGUCUUCCCGUAGAAAUCGGAGUAAUUCAAACCUGUAAUUACUCAAUUGAGGACAUUUAUCAAAAUUAAGUUUAAGACAUUGAAUCGAUGAUCUGAAGACUUUAUUAUGUGUAAUCAGAUUAAGAACUUAAAUAUAGGAUUUUGAAAUAUAUUC